This is a messenger RNA of Nezara viridula (southern green stink bug), 1304 nucleotides long. The record is from the annotation of a GenBank genome assembly. NCBI's taxonomy places the organism in Eukaryota, Metazoa, Arthropoda, Insecta, Hemiptera, Pentatomidae.
AUCGUAUCAGUAUUUACUUUCAGUUGUUCAAUGUCAAUUUAGUCACUUUAUCAUGGGUACCUUAUGCAUUUUUAGGGUACUAAAACCCUUUUGUUUUAUUUUUGAAUAGAUAUUUCAUAUUUUUGAUUAGUGUUUAGGAUGCUGUUUCCGUUUCUUUAUUCUGGUGGAAUAGAGAACAUGCUACCUUUAAUCCUAUUAAGUGUUGUAGCUUUCAUUUCGUGUUUAUUAAUAUUCAGGAAUGCUAGAGAUCUAUGGGAUUAUCGAAGGAAUCUUGGGAGAAGUAGCCUUGUCAAUUAUGGCCACUCUCAAAUCCCCAAAAUGAAAAUGAUGGAGGUUCAUAUUCCCUUUGUAUUUAAAAUUCAAGGAACACAAUUGGUGGACAAUGAACUUCAUUGCUUGAUAUCAAGUCAAGAUAGUUAUAGAUUCAUGGCAUUCUGGGCAGUAUCAGUACAUGAACUUCAUAUGCUUUUGUGGCUUCCAUGGAAAGUUAUGUCGAAAUCAAUUGAAGAAGGUUCUUUUCUACAGGGCUACUAUGUAAUGAAAGGACCCCAUUCAAGAAAUGCAAGCCAUGAAGAGGAAGUCCUCAAAAUACCCAUUCCUUCUUUAAAUUCUGAUGAUUUUAAGGCUGCUCCAACAUUGUGUUAUCCUUUGGUCAUAUUUUUGGUUACUGACUGUAAAGAAACCCCUAAACCAGAAGAAACUGUAGCAUUGAUUAGUAUAUUACAUGUGAAUAACGAAUCUGUCUCCCAAUUGCCAAUUAGUAUUAUUUCACAGUACCUGAAACAAGCCAAUGGACAGGUUUCAAGACUUAAGCAACUGUAUCUUGCCAAUGAUGAUCCAGAAAAUGUAAAUAUGGAAAAGGAUCUAAAUAGAUUGGGAAGAGAAAGGUCUCAGCAUAUAUGCGUUGUUUGUUUAAAUUUACCUAUAUCCCGUGCCUUGUUACCAUGCAGGCACACUUGUGUUUGUGGAUCUUGUUUCAAUAGAUUGAAAUGUUGUCCAUUGUGCAGGAGCCCUAUCAGAUCAUACUUCUGCAUUCGUAAUGAAGAUUACUUAGCUGAUUUGUAUACUGCAGAUAAUAAAUCAAUAUUCCAAAGGGUGCAGGAGUUCAUUUCUGAGAUGCUUGAGGGAGAAGAGUGGAUCCCUUGAUUCCUUCACAAUCCUUAUUCCAAAUUAAUUGUUAACUCAAAAAUUUUUUGUAAUCAACUCAAUACUCCAUUCUUUAUUUUAAUUAUUUACAUCUAACAGAAAUUAUAUAUUUAAAAAUAAUGUGUAAAAUGAAAUAAAUUCUCAGAUUAUUUAGUUUC